AGCUAAGUGGAUCAACAUGUCAACAACAACACAACAGGAGGAGAAAGAUCUAUUGCCAUUAGAAUAUAGUACAAUGAAAGAGAAUUUGGCUGAUCUUGUUGAUUUAAUAGCAGGAAAUUCUCCGGUUAUUUCACAAAUAAAUAAUCACCUCUUUUCUACUGGUCUCAUUCCUGAAGCAGUACAUCAUAGUGUUACUGUUGAAACUGCUGGACUCAGUCCUUAUGAUAGAGCUAAUAAAAUGUUCUCCUCAGUACUAGCAACACUUAAAUGUCAUUCUGAUCCUAACAGUAUGUUCUCUUCUCUCAUUACUGCGCUAAAGAGAAUAGAACUAAAUGACAUAGCAUCCAAACUAAUGGAAAAUUUAAGAAAGAAAGGUGGUCAUGUUGAUCCUAAUCUAGAGCAGCAAACAUCAGUCAGUGAGGGACCACUUCAACCAGUGGAUGUCACUGCACAAUCCCCCAAGCCACAACAACCAACAAUCACUGAAUCGCAAUCAUCUACUCCUCCUACUGUCACGAAUUAUUCUCGAGUGGCCACUUGUACAUGUAUUUUGGUGUUAGUGCUAAUCUUAACAUUAGCUGGUGUUGGUGUUGGUAUCAGCAUAAGAAUCUCAUGUCAUUCCUCUAUUUCACUUAACCAGUCGAUGGAGAUUAGUGAUAAACAGUCCAGUAGUGCACUCAUUCCUGUACCUAAUAAUGUAUCUUCAGUUUUACUAAAGUCACUUAAUACUCAAGAUCCUUUUGAAGUGACGGUUUUUAUAGCAUCAUCUAUUCCCCCAAAUGGAACACAAAGACUUAAUGAAACAUAUUCUCAUGUCACUAGAUGUACCCCAUACAAUGUUAAUACUGGUGAUAAUCCAGUGUAUCUCCUCUCUGGGUCUAUCAUGAACUAUACCCUAACAGUGUCUGGUUUAAAUGACUCCAAAUGCAUGGCACAAUUAGUCGUGUAUAACAAGAGUAGUGAAUAUCUUGCAUGUAAGCACAACAGCUCAAAUGUUGUAAAAGCAUACUGCUUGUCCAAUGACACUGUAAAUCAUGUAUCAGUCAUGAUUAAUAAGUCUGCUGAGUAUUACGUUAGACUAAUAACAGAUGAUCCUACCAUUUCUGUUAUCACAAACAUUACCGUCUAUCAGGUGCACUAUAACACCUCCCACUUGAUUACUGCUAAUGAUUGUGAACAAAUAUCUAAUGAUGAUUCCUGUACAGUACAUAAUGACAAUGUAAAACAGUGGAGCUGUAGUAAUACUGAAUGGUAUGUGAUAUUGCAAUCUUCUUCUAAUGUGGAAGUGGAAUAUAACUACAAGACUCCAUCACACGACUAUUGUGCUUUGAGAAACUACCUCAUUGGUACACUUGUACUUAGUAUUGUGUUACCAUUACUCAUAACAUCAGGUUAUUGCCUUGGGACUCAGAGAGGGAAAAUCAUGACUAAGUGCAAAAAGAACAGAACUAGAGGAAAUUGAAGUAUUCAAUAAUACAUUUUAGAAAUUGACAUACAUCCGUGUACAUGUAUGUAUGUUCGAUGACAUGUAUGACAGCCAUGACCAAUUUUGAUGUAAUAAUUAUAUCUUUUAUUCAUUAUUUAUUUAUUGUUUUUAAAUUAA
This is a messenger RNA of Amphimedon queenslandica, 1603 nucleotides long. RefSeq lists its product as uncharacterized. Lineage: Eukaryota; Metazoa; Porifera; Demospongiae; Haplosclerida; Niphatidae. The transcript has 3 exons. The record is from RefSeq and is a predicted model, not a curated record. Bases 17 to 1462 code for a protein of 481 amino acids.